Metschnikowia bicuspidata var. bicuspidata NRRL YB-4993 is the source of this 340-nucleotide messenger RNA. RefSeq lists its product as uncharacterized. Lineage: Eukaryota; Fungi; Ascomycota; Pichiomycetes; Serinales; Metschnikowiaceae. The coding region runs from base 8 to 208 and encodes 66 amino acids. The record is from RefSeq and is a predicted model, not a curated record. The transcript has a single exon.
CGAUAAAAUGUACGCACUGGUAUAUUCAUCUGACAAAGGAACACAACUGUUCAAUGAUAUAAAGAAUCCUUUUCAUAAUCCUCACAUACCAGAAUCUGGCGUUUGCUUUUUCUGGAUGAUUUUUAUUGAAAGAAACAUCAAUUUUACAGAGUGUCAUUGGAGGGAUGCAAGACUCACCAACUUUUAUUUUAAUGGUAGAUUCAUCUAAUUAAAGGGGCAAAAAAUAUAUAUCCUCCGAGCCAACGGCCUAACCCGUGUCAGGCGACCUAACUCGCCUAGACAGCUCUAUUAUCCCGUGGCCUCUCCCACAAGUAAGAGUUAAUAACCUCUAAAAGAUUCA